UGGAGUUCAAUGACGUUCUGAGCUUUCAUAAGUCAGCUCUCCUCUUCAUGGUGCAAAGAUGUCUUUAUCCUUUUUAUUAAGAACAAUUACGAGAGAUGUUGCAAAGGUCAACAUCUGCCAACAUGUCCAGUCGCUACACACAGGCUGUCAGCUUCUGGCCGCAGAUAAAGCCCUCCUGAUGAAACUGCGGAAAAACACCGGAUACACUUUCAUUAACUGCAAGAAAGCACUGGAGAAGUUUGAUAAUGACAUAACACAGGCAGAGAGCUGGCUACAUGAGCAGGCCCAGAAGGAGGGCUGGACUAAAGCAAACAAACUGGAGGGUCGCAAAGCCCAAGAGGGUCUGAUCGGCCUGUUUAUAGGAGAUAAAGCUGCUGUCAUGGUGGAGGUAAACUGUGAGACAGACUUUGUCGCCCGCAAUGAGAAGUUCCAGCAGCUGGUGAAGGAUGUGGCGUUUGCCACUUUGGCUCACCAUCAGAAUAAAAAACAAAGCCAGACAGGAUAUGUGAAGAGUAUCCUGGCAGGUGAUGAGUUAAACAACCUCAGUGUGGAUGAAGGUGCUUCACUUGCUGACAGGGUGGCUCUCACAAUAGGCCGCCUUGGUGAGAACAUGUCAGUGAGGCGGGCAGUGACUGUUGGUGUCCCUGCUGAAUGGCACAUCGGUUCGUACAUACAUGGCGCCGUGAGCGGCCAGACUGAGGUGGCCAUGGGUCGGUACGGCUCCCUGGUCGUAUUUCAGGGUGGAAAGGAGGAAGAGCGGGAAGUUCUAGGACGUAAGCUUGGACAGCAUAUAGUGGGAGAGGCCCCAGAGUCCCUGGGCAACAUGGAUGACCUGCCUUGUGGGGAAAGUGAGACACGCCUGCUGCCUCAGACCUUCCUGGGAGACCCCAGCAGGACUGUGGCUCAGUUCCUGAGGGGCCAAGAGGCUCGAGUGCUGGACUUUGUCCGAUUUCAGUGUGGAGAGGCAGCCAGUGGAGAAGCAAAUUGAAGGGAGGGAAAUAAUUUAUCAGAAAAUAUUUGUCACGUGUCUUUAUGUAAUAUGGAGAAAAAUUGCAACUAGUCAUUUAUUCUUGAACAUUCAGACCAUCACAA
This is a messenger RNA of Plectropomus leopardus (leopard coralgrouper), 1092 nucleotides long. RefSeq names its product Ts translation elongation factor, mitochondrial (gene tsfm). NCBI's taxonomy places the organism in Eukaryota, Metazoa, Chordata, Actinopteri, Perciformes, Serranidae. The record is from RefSeq and is a predicted model, not a curated record. Gene Ontology annotation, molecular function: translation elongation factor activity; protein binding. Gene Ontology annotation, biological process: mitochondrial translational elongation.